UAGACUACAGAUGACAAGGUACAAAAUAUGAGCAACAAGAUUAAUUACUGAGUAAAUUUAUUCUUUUUGGUUUGGAGAGGGUGAGGAAACAGGUGGAUGGAUGAUUUAGUACACCAGGAGCCUGAUGCACAGGAAUACUAUUAUCCCUCAACUAAUGGAUCCUGUAUUAAAGGAAAUCAAACCAUUGCAGCUCAGGUCACCUUGUAUAUUUUCUUUGUGACAGGAAUGAUUUUCACAAUUCUUGGGAACUUGGUUGUCAUCAUCUCCAUCGCGCACUUUAAACAGCUUCAUACACCAACAAAUAUACUGGUGAUGUCUUUGGCAGUGGUAGACCUGCUACUUGGAAUGGUUGUGAUGCCCUUCACCAUGAUCAGAUCUGUUGAGGGCUUCUGGUACUUUGGAGAUGCCUUCUGUUUACUGCACUCCAGUUUUGACAUGUUCCUCACUUGUGCAUCCAUUUUUCAUCUGAUUUUCAUUGCCAUAGACCGCUAUCAGGCAGUGUGCAAUCCACUGCAUUAUUCUACAAGGAUAACCAUCCCCAUUGCAUUCCUUAUGAGUGCUCUGAGCUGGAUCAUCGCAGCUGCAUACUCCUACGCUCUUCUUUAUUCAAAGGCAAAUGUAAAGGGCGUGGAAGAUGACGUUGCAUCGAUAAAUUGUUUGGGUGGUUGCGUUCUUUUAUUUAAUGCUGUAUGGGGUCCUCUGGACACCAUGAUUGAAUUUUUUGUGCCUUGUUUUGUUAUGAUGGGUUUGUAUACAAAAAUAUUUUUGGUGGCCAGGGAGCAUGCAAGAAAGAUUGAAGACAUGAAACAUAAAAUACCUGUGAAUGAGGAAAAUAGGAACAAACUUUCUCAACGUUCUGAGCAGAAAGCAGCAAAGACACUGGGGAUUGUUGUGAGUGCCUUCAUUAUUUGCUGGUUGCCGUUCUUUUCAAAUUCAUUAAUUGAUCCUUACACUAACUUUGCCACUCCUCCUAUUGUUUUUGAUGCAUUUGGUUGGCUAGGUUACUUUAAUUCCACUUUAAAUCCUAUCAUCUAUGGAUUAUUUUAUCCUUGGUUCCAAAAAACAUUGAAGCUCAUUAUUACGUUAAAAAUAUUCACUCCACAUUCCUCAAAUAUCAAUGUAUUUUCUUAAAGGUGAUUGUCUGUAAGGUUACAGUAAACAAAAAUGCAGUCUAAUGAGCUUCCCUUUAUCUUUAUCUUGUAGAGCUUUAUUAAAGUGGAAUUCAUAAUACCAGCCUUGCAUUAAUUAUCUACUGGUUCUUAUUUAAACAAGUCAAAUAUAUGGGAUUUUAUCAGUGUAUAGCUGAGAUGCUACAUUAUUUCAAAAUUCAUCAGACAUUCUGCACAUAUU
Molecule: messenger RNA, 1350 nt
Organism: Anguilla anguilla (European eel)
Lineage: Eukaryota; Metazoa; Chordata; Actinopteri; Anguilliformes; Anguillidae
Product: trace amine-associated receptor 13c-like
Exons: 1
Coding region: 97-1131 (344 amino acids)
Biological process (GO): G protein-coupled receptor signaling pathway
Cellular component (GO): membrane
Molecular function (GO): trace-amine receptor activity
Source: RefSeq, a predicted model, not a curated record